Parnassius mnemosyne (clouded apollo) is the source of this 1974-nucleotide messenger RNA. NCBI's taxonomy places the organism in Eukaryota, Metazoa, Arthropoda, Insecta, Lepidoptera, Papilionidae. The record is from the annotation of a GenBank genome assembly.
AUGGAAGAAAAGUUAAAUGAAAUGGAACAAGCUGGUAUCAUCACAAGGACAUCAACGCCUUACAGUAGUCCAUUGACAUUCACUCUUAAAAAAGACGGCUCAAUUAGAGUUUUGCUUGAUGCCAGAAGCAUAAAUAAGAAAAUGGUUGCAGAAACAGAGAAACCACCUAUACAAUUAGAUGUUUUGAAUUCAUUUCACGGAGCGAAUUAUAUCACUACCAUUGACUUAUAUAAUGCAUAUUUUCAAAUUCCGAUAAAUAAAGAUGGUAGAAAAUAUACUGGAUUCACAUUCAAUGGAAAGUCAUAUGUAUAUAAUGUUUUGCCGCAAGGAUUAAAAACAUCAGUAGGAAGCUUUAGCAGAGCCAUGAAUUUAAUAUUAGGACCAGAAGUCCAAGAAUUUUGUGUGAACUAUUUAGAUGAUCUAGCCAUUAUUACUACAGGAACGUUAGAUAAACAUUUGGAGCACAUUGAUAUUGUUUUAAGUGAAUUGAACAAAGCUGGUUUAACGUGUAACUUGCAGAAAUGUGAAUUUAUUUGUAAAGAAAUUAAAAUGCUGGGUUUUAUAAUUUCAACAGAAGGCAUAAAGACAGACCCCGACAAGAUUCGAGCGAUUCAAGAGUUUCCAGCACCUAAAAAGAUUAAACAAUUAAGGGCCUUUUUAGGUCUAUGCAAUUUUUAUAGAAGGUUUAUACCAAAUUACAGCGAGAGCAUAAUACCGCUCUGUGAAUUACUUAAAAAGGGACGAAAGUUCCAAUGGAGCGGUAAAGAACAGAAGGCAUUUGAUUUUAUAAAACAACAAUUUAUUAAUACAAUACAAUUGCAUCAUCCAGACUUUAAUAAGCCGUAUUAUUUACAAACAGAUUGUUCCGGUAUGGGUAUGGCCGGAGUACUAUAUCAGAUAGAUGAUAAUAAUGAAAUGAGAAUUUUAGGCUAUCAUAGUAAAGCCUUAAGAGGCCCCGAAUUAAAUUGGUCUGUUACUGAACAAGAGUUUUAUGCUGUAAUAAGCUGCCUAAAGAAAUUUGAAACAUAUUUGCGGGGCAGUAAAGUAAUAAUACUAACUGAUCAUAAAGCAUUAUUGUUUCUUAAUAAUAUGAAGUUAUUCAAUGGUAGAGUAACCCGAUGGAUUUUGUAUAUAGAACAAUUUAAUUAUGAAGUACAGCAUAUAUCGGGUAGACGUAAUAUUGUUGCAGAUGUGCUAUCACGUUAUCCUCCUGAUGGCGAUUUAAUACAAGAGGAUAAAAAUAAUAGUUUAGAAAUUGCUUACACAGAGAGCGAACCGAAUAUUGAGUUGAUAGAAAAAUUAAAAUCCUUAUCAGUAUAUCAAUUACAAGAUUCAGAGUCGUUGGCUAUUAUUAAAAAGUUAAAGACAUUAAAUACUUCCAUAAUAAAACAAAACAAUAAAUUUAAAAAGUAUAGUUUGAAAAAUGAUGUAUUAUAUUACAAAACGAAUUUACAAGAAGUAAUAUAUUUACCUAAAGCAUUGAGACAAGAUAUUAUAAAUCAAGUGCAUGUCGAAAUGGGUCAUCAAGGACCCUAUAAGGUAAUUAAAUAUGUGAGAGACAGAUUCUUUUGGAAAGGUUUAACAAAAGAUAUUAAAAACCAAUUAAGGGCUUGUCAUUUAUGUCAGUUAUCUAAGAAAAGCAAUAUAACAAAUGUGGGUCCCUGCAAAUCUAUAAUAACAGAAAACAUUGGCGAUAUAGUCAUGGCAGACUUAUAUGGACCGCUUGUAUCAGGUACCUUUGGUUACACUUUCAUAUUUGUCAUUCAAGAUUCAUUCAGUAAAUUUAUCAAAUUAUAUCCUUUAAAACAGUCAACAGCAAAGUCUGUUGUAACAAAAGUAAAGCAUUUUGUUGAGAUUAUAAAGCCCAAGGCAAUAAUGACAGAUAAUGGAAAACAGUUCGUAAGUAAUCACUGGAAACAAUCAAUGAGUGAAUUAAAUAUAAAGCCAAUAUAUACCACAGUUAGAAAUCCUUAA